This is a messenger RNA of Sebastes umbrosus (honeycomb rockfish), 2387 nucleotides long. It is a transcript of the gene cry2, whose product is annotated as cryptochrome circadian regulator 2. Gene Ontology annotation, biological process: circadian regulation of gene expression; entrainment of circadian clock by photoperiod; negative regulation of DNA-templated transcription. Gene Ontology annotation, cellular component: nucleus; cytoplasm. Lineage: Eukaryota; Metazoa; Chordata; Actinopteri; Perciformes; Sebastidae. The transcript has 13 exons. The record is from RefSeq and is a predicted model, not a curated record. The coding region runs from base 161 to 2293 and encodes 710 amino acids. Gene Ontology annotation, molecular function: FAD binding; DNA binding.
UGACCCCGCCCCCUCAGUGCUGCUUGUCGUAUGACAGUGAGUGAAGUUUGUCGGGAGUCUACUGAACGGUGUCUGUUUGAGCCUUUAAAUCAGUGCGUUUCUGGCUUCAUUUCGUCCGUUCCCUCUGGAUUUUUCUCUAAUGAUGGACUAAGCAGCAAUCAUGGUGGUGAAUUCAGUGCACUGGUUUCGUAAAGGUCUGCGGCUGCAUGAUAAUCCGGUGCUGCAGGAGGCCCUGAACGGAGCGGACACGGUGCGCUGUGUUUAUAUCCUGGACCCGUGGUUCGCUGGCGCCGCUAACGUAGGAAUCAACCGAUGGAGGUUUCUGCUGGAGGCUCUACAGGACCUGGACAGCAGUCUGAAGAAGCUCAAUUCCAGACUGUUUGUAGUCCGAGGGCAGCCCACUGAUGUUUUCCCAAGGCUUUUUAAGGAAUGGAAAGUGACCAGGUUGACAUUUGAAUAUGACCCAGAGCCUUAUGGGAAGGAGAGGGAUGGGGCCAUCAUCAAGAUGGCCCAAGAGUUUGGAGUGGAGACCGUUGUCAGAAACGCACACACCCUCUACAACCUGGAUAGGAUAAUAGAGGCGAACAACAACAGUCCUCCUCUGACCUUUAAGCGGUUUCAGACCAUCGUGAGCAGACUGGAGUUGCCCAGGCGACCUCUGCCUCCCAUCACCCAGCAGCAGAUGGACAAAUGUCGCACUAGAAUAGCUGACAACCAUGACCAGCUCUACAGUAUACCUUCACUGGAAGAACUAGGUUUCAGGACAGCAGGUUUACCUCCAGCUGUGUGGCAGGGAGGAGAGUCAGAGGCCUUGGACAGACUCAACAAACAUCUGGACAAAAAGGUGUGGGUGGCCAACUUUGAGCACCCUCGUGUCAACACGUGCUCUCUGUACGCCAGUCCAACGGGCCUCAGCCCCUACCUGCGCUUUGGCUGUCUGUCCUGUCAGGUUUUGUACUACAACCUCAGAGAGCUCUACAUGAAGCUCCGUAAGCGUUGCAGUCCUCCUCUGUCCUUGUUUGGUCAGCUGUUAUGGAGGGAGUUCUUCUACACUGCUGCCACCAACAACCCAAACUUUGACCGCAUGGAGGGAAACCCCAUCUGUGUGCAGAUCCCAUGGGACCAGAACCCAGAGGCACUGGCCAAGUGGGCCGAGGGUCGGACGGGUUUCCCCUGGAUCGACGCCAUCAUGACCCAGCUGAGACAGGAGGGCUGGAUUCACCACUUGGCCCGGCAUGCCGUGGCCUGUUUUCUCACCAGGGGAGACCUGUGGAUCAGCUGGGAGAGCGGCAUGAAGGUGUUUGAGGAGUUGCUGCUGGAUGCAGACUGGAGUGUAAACGCUGGAAGCUGGAUGUGGCUGUCCUGCAGUGCUUUCUUCCAGCAGUUCUUCCACUGCUACUGUCCUGUUGGCUUUGGAAAGAGAACUGACCCGUCAGGAGACUACAUCAGGCGUUACAUCCCCAUCUUGAAGGACUAUCCAAACCGGUACAUCUAUGAGCCGUGGAACGCUCCAGAGUCGGUCCAGAAGGCAGCCAACUGUGUGGUGGGAGUGCAUUACCCCAAACCUAUGAUCAACCACGCAGAGGGCAGCAGGCUCAACAUUGAGAGAAUGAAACAAGUUUACCAGCAACUCUCCCAUUACAGAGGACUCAGUCUACUAGCAUCAGUACCAACGAUCCAAGAGGAAGCAGAGCCACCAAUGACCGAUGAGUCCCAGACCAGCAGUGGCCCUGACUCUCCUCCCAGAAGUCCUGCUGAGUGUGAAGCAGCUGGCUGCUCUACAGCUCCUGAUUCGUCCACAGUUUGUCCAUCCUCCACCUACGCCCCAUAUCCAGACCUGGAGGGGGCAGUGAACAGUCACCCAUCACAGACGCCCUGCGCCUCCUCAGGCACACACACACAGCCCUCUGCAGCCAUAACGUCUACAUCCACCAGCCAUCUUCUGUCUACAGCAACUCCUCCCUCCCCAGCCUCAACUUCAACCCAGAGCAGUCUGUCAAGGUCCAAACCCUCCUCCCCUUCCUCUUCAUGUCCCACCAUGUCCCCGUCCCACAGUCCGGCCAUGACCACGACUCAGCCCUCCUCUCUGGGGCAGAGGAGGAAAGGCCUCGCCCGUAAGGUGCGGCGCAGCCAUAGGCAGCCUGGGCAACACAGCGGCACUCCAGCAGCCAGGGAAGAAGAGAUCAGAGCAGCGGAGGAGAGGAAGGACGCGGGAGGGGAGGAGAGGAUGGAGGAGGACUUUGAGCAGGACGAGGAGAGAAUGGAGGAAGAGACAGCAGGACAUCAGCAUUGAUACAAGAUGGAGAUCAGAAUCUUCAAACAUCCAUCACAGACAACUGGACCCAUAAAGACAGACAAGGGAAAGGGUUGUGGAUAUGUGGGCAACA